AUGUCGUCCAACGUCGGUCUCAGCACACCGCGAGGCAGUGGCACCUCUGGCUAUGUGCAGCGCAACCUAUCACUCCUAAAGCCACGAGAUGUCGGCGUCGGCGCACCCUACUCGAUGGCAGACCGUGACCGUGCACCAGUGCAGCGGAAACCCGACGAACAGAUCCUGCAGCAUGAUCGAUUGCGCGAGAUCGAAGUCAAAGUAUUGGAAUAUCGCGACAAGGUGGAAGAGGAGAACGAAGACGAAGGCGUGGACACAGGUAACGGCAAACGGGAGAAACUGACAGAGGAAGACUUGGAUGAAUUGGUGGACAAAAAGAGAGCCGAGCUGAUUGCCGAUAUGGAACGGGCGGAUAAGAGAGGUGGUAGAGGUGGUCGUGACAGACCCGGUGGCAAUGCCACGGGUAAAAAUCUUAAGAAAUACCAGGUGCAUGAACUGGCAGAGGCAAAGGAGAAGGAAAGUGAGAAGUUGAGACGAGCUUUGGGUCUCAAGGGUGACCAGCUGGGUGAAGAUGGUCUACAUCCUAUGGCGAGACAGGAGGAGAGAAAGAGAAGAGAUCGAGAAAAGGCGGCUGAACUUGAACAACAAGCGGAUCACGACGAUGAUGGAACAUGA
Messenger RNA from Exophiala mesophila, 615 nucleotides. RefSeq lists its product as uncharacterized. Lineage: Eukaryota; Fungi; Ascomycota; Eurotiomycetes; Chaetothyriales; Herpotrichiellaceae. The record is from RefSeq and is a predicted model, not a curated record. The transcript has a single exon. Bases 1 to 615 code for a protein of 204 amino acids.